AAGUUAAGUUUUUUCAACUGGUUAUCACAAUUUCUCCACCCAUUAAAAUCACAUCAAAAUUUUGUUUAGACGUGUCUUUAAUCUACACAAAAUUCUCUUCAAUUAAUCGUACAGAUUAUUUUAUAUUAAUAUUUAGUAUGUUUUAGGCCCUGAAAAGACGAAUUUUGAAUCUGAUUUUUGUAACUAUUUUUUAAGAGCCAUUUUUACAAUUUGGUUUUUAAAAAUCGGAUACACUUAACUGAAACCAUACUAAUGUAGGUUAAAACAAUGUUUUCCUUUUGAUUUUAAAAUCAUUAUUAGACGAAUUCUGGUGAUAACCAGUAAGGUGCUUCUUCCAUGUAGCAUGUUACAGCGACCUCUGUGAUACUUUAAAAUACAUUUCUUAAUAGAAAAAUUCGUAAAAUAAGUUCAAAGUGUGUACUUUUCAACCCAUUAACUCCGACAUUUCUGCAAUGUAUGUGGGUAAAUAAAAAAAUCUUAAAUAUGGCCUUUUUUUAGUGCCGUCACCUUAUUAUUCUCCCUUAAUAAAACCAAGUAGAUCGAAACUGUGGGGUUCAAGUAGUUCAAACUGUGAACAAUAUUGUGAACAAAUAAUAAUAGAUUUAUCUCAGAGAGCACACAUCAAAAAACUCUUGAUUUAAGCACACAUGAGUUUCCCUAACCCUGUUUUUAUUUACGUAUAUCUCUGAUUCAAAUGCAUCAAUUAACUUUUUUUUUUCAAUCAAUAGUUUGAAAGCUGAAGAAAAAAAAUAUUUUAACAUUAUUUAUUUUAUCUAAAAACUCAAAGAAGUUAUAACACAAGAGAUAUUUUCCAAAAACUAAAAGUAGAUUCUUUAAAAUGCCGCAACUUCAAAAAUUUAUCCGGGUUACGCUAACCCAGUGUACCUUUUAAGAGUUAAACAUGUAUGUGUAUACAAAUUCAACAGAUUUAUUUUGUAUACGAUGCAUAUAUAUUUUGUACAGGCUAUAUAAAUAUAAAAUUGUUAACAUAAAAUUUAUAUUUUGUAAAUUUUUGUAUAUUAUUCGCAUCUUUUGAUUCUUUCAAGAUCGUUUGUCGUUCAUGGCAGAUGGCACUAAAGCUGAAAUUUCAUAUGAGCAAAAAAAACUAGCGUUUACCCCUACUCCACUUUAUUGCAAAACAAUAGAAAAGUUGUCGACGUUUUAUUUUUCAUGGAUCAUGUUUUCGUCGCUGGCGUUAGUUCACUCACGGCGAUCAAUGUUUAUUUUUUUUAGCUAAACCAACCAAUCAAAAAAUUUCAUUUUAAAUUGGUCAAUUAACGACAUGAAUAAUUGGAUGCCACUCAUUUUUGUUAUUAGUUUAACUACGUUAACUUUAAGCAUGUUUUCGAUAAUACAAUCAUUUCAUCGAAAAUCGAUAGAAAGAGAAUAAACACUAGUUUUCUUUAUUUACAAAAAAAUUGCAGCUUAACGUACUUGUCAUUGAUAGCUCUCAUCUGCGCUAUAACAAUUUUUCGCAUAAUUUUAUAAAGCAAGCGUUUUAUUAACAUCCUUUGACAAUUCACAUCCAAUUUUAUGCAAAAAAUAUAUUUAUAUUUACUUGAAAAAAUUGAAAACAAAAUUGAAACAUUAAACUUGCAAAUUGAUCCUUUAUUUUAUAUUGCAAAUAUUUCUUACGGUGCUACACAUAAUGCUGAUAAAGAUAUGUGUGACGUCAAUCAUAAUCUACUUCGGCAACAUAUUCUUAGUUAUGUCACGACCAAAUUCAUUAAAUAAGCAUGAAGAAUUACGAAAAAACAUUAAUAAAGUGUUUUAUGACAAACACAGUGACGAGAUGUUUCUACAAGAUGAUAAAUACGAAUACCCAAGAACUAACAAAAUUUUGACACAUUUAUACAAACAACAGUGGCUAAACUAUUACAAGUGCCUUGAAGAAGUCUAUGCUGACGUAAAUCAUGAGAGAAUCAUCUAUCCGACCGCGCUUGUAGCUCUCGAGGAAACAUCCGUAACUUUAAAAUGUCAAAUUUGUAUUUCGCCAAUGGAGAUGCAUGUGACUGGUCUAAUAGAAUGGUAUUUUAAUAGCAGCAGCAGUAGCAACAACAAUAAACACAUCAAUUCUAAGAGUUCGCUGCAGAAUACAAACAGUAAUUCGCAGGAUAAUCAAUACAUCACCAUAAACAAUGUCAAGUUGGAACAAGCAGGAAUAUAUUGGUGUGAAGUGGGAGAUACUAUAGGAUCAGUUUACUACUUAGAUAUCGACAGUAAUUCGGAAUUAGUGAAUGUACGAGAUCCGAACACACCGUUUUACGCAUCACAAGUGACAUUGGUAGAAAACAUGCCGGAAUACAAUUUGAAAGUUUAUACCGCCUGGACAACGUGGAGUCUCUGUUCCACAUGUGACGCGGUUGGGAUAAAGCUACAAUAUGGUUACUGUACCGUUUCUCUUUCAGAGAUGUUCGAGCACGAAUAUUUCAUUAAGGAAAGUACAACGAUGAAUGAAUUACGACGUGUGAAGCCAGAUAAAGGAAAAGAACAAGUGCGAUUAAUUCCAAUUAUCAAAGAUAAAAACACUGAAAUUAUACAGCGAUAUUGCAAGACAAAGUGUCAGAGAAACAUUAUAUUUGAGAUACGCGAUAAAAAGGGCAAUAUUCUAGAAAGCGCAAACAACAGUGCUGGUAUAUUUUCGAUGAUUCAAGAAAUGCCCCAGCAGUUAUCGUCAGUUGCACGUAGUGUAAUUUAUGAAAAACGUGAUAAAAAGCUCAAACUUAUCUGUCCAGGAAAUCUGAAUCCGGACAUUCCAAUUGUUUGGCGAAUUAAUAACAAAACAAUAAUUCCAUCUCACAUUAAAUUCCAAUCAAAAGGAAGAAUUCAUAUUAAUCCUCAAAUGCAAAUAGUAUUUAAAUCUCUAAAGUUUGAAGACACUAAUAUAUACAGUUGUUGGCAAAAUAAUGAAGUUGCUGGAAUAAUAAAGUUAAAUAUAAUUGAAAGUAUAGAAUUCACAAUAAAUCAUCAUGUUAUUUUAAUUGGUGUCAUCGUUAUAAUUGGUGUAAUUCUCAUAAUGUUUUGGAGAGCAUUCAAGGGACAAACGCGAUAUACAAUGCAUUAAUUUUUAAUUUAUGCAUAUUAAAUUGUUCGUUAUUAAUUAUUUAUAAGAUAAUGCAUGUAUUUAUAAAAAGAUGAAUAAAAAGAAGAUAAACGUGUUUUAAAUGUAGCAUAUUGUAAGAACAUAAACAAAAAUUAAAUAUGUAAGUAUUAAAUAUAUUUGUAUUUUAAACAUAAAUAUUAUAUAAAAAUAUUUUAA
Molecule: messenger RNA, 3259 nt
Organism: Monomorium pharaonis (pharaoh ant)
Lineage: Eukaryota; Metazoa; Arthropoda; Insecta; Hymenoptera; Formicidae
Exons: 8
Coding region: 1649-3064 (471 amino acids)
Source: RefSeq, a predicted model, not a curated record